Messenger RNA from Penicillium samsonianum, 444 nucleotides. RefSeq lists its product as uncharacterized. The transcript has 2 exons. The record is from RefSeq and is a predicted model, not a curated record. Lineage: Eukaryota; Fungi; Ascomycota; Eurotiomycetes; Eurotiales; Aspergillaceae. Bases 1 to 444 code for a protein of 147 amino acids.
AUGUCUCAUCCUGAAGAACGAAAAGAUUGUAAAACCAAGUUCUACGAGAUCAACUACCCGACCAAUUAUAGUAUCAAUAUGGAUUUCAUCAGAACAAUCGACGAGUUCCGUGAAUUGGUCGAUCGCAACAAGUACACCAUAGUGUGCUUCAUCAGUUCCAAAAUUACAUCCGGAUCAGUUGUGGAACCGACCUACACGCGCAUAACUACCGCGAUACCAACCGAGAUGCUAAGCAUAGUCAUCAUUAACCUGAAUGAAAGCCCCGCUAUCUCCUCGCUUGCCGAUGUUGAAGAAGAGAUGCUGUUGGUUUUUAUGAACGGGAAGGAGAUAGCAAGACAUCCUGGCAUUGCGCCUGAUCAACUGGAGUACGUGGUAUCAAAAACCUUGUGCGGAUUGGGAGAGAUCAAAGAAGGCUUCACGCAGGGUAUUUGUUCGAGAAAUUGA